GCCGGAUUGGCUGGCUCUGGAGGCGCAGCUCUUACUGUCACGUGGUGUACGUUGUGUUCUUAUCACGUGGCUACCUCCCAGCUUAGGCUGCAUGAGAAGGGUGCGGGCUCCCGCGGUCCUGCUCGGCGGAGGGGUGAGUGAGCGGCCCCGCCCCUCCCGGUUCGGAAGCCUGGACCACCACCCGCACCCUAACCCCAGAGUUGCCUGUGGUUUGUGGGGAGACACCGAAUUCAGCGCCUGCUCCCAGGCCGCGCUGCUCCUGUCGCUCCUUUGGAUGCCGGCGCUGCUGCCUGUGGCCUCCCGCCUCCUCUCGCUGCCCCGCGCCCUGACGGCCAUGGCUUCAGGAAGCCCCCCGGCCCAGCCCUCGCCGGCCGCGGACUCCGGUUACGUUCCGGGCUCGGUCUCUGCAGCCUUCGUGACCUGCCCCAAUGAGAAGGUCGCCAAGGAGAUCGCCAGGGCUGUGGUGGAGAAGCGCCUGGCAGCCUGCGUCAACCUCAUCCCUCAGAUUACAUCCAUCUAUGAGUGGAAAGGAAAGAUUGAGGAGGACAGUGAGGUGCUGAUGAUGAUUAAAACCCCAAGUUCCUUGGUGCCAGCUUUGACAGAUUUUGUUCGCUCUGUGCACCCUUACGAAGUGGCUGAGGUGAUCUCCUUGCCUGUGGAGCAGGGGAACUCGCCAUACCUGCGCUGGGUGCGCCAGGUGACAGAGGCAGCUUCUGACCCCAGCACCGUCCCACCAUGACGAGCCCUGUUCCUGCCACGUCCCCUCCCAUACUUCAGGGCCCUCUGACCUGCAGAGGACGCCUGGGCCCCUAAUAAAUCCUACCUUUGGUUCUUUCUG
Molecule: messenger RNA, 838 nt
Organism: Myotis brandtii (Brandt's bat)
Lineage: Eukaryota; Metazoa; Chordata; Mammalia; Chiroptera; Vespertilionidae
Gene: CUTA
Product: cutA divalent cation tolerance homolog (E. coli)
Exons: 7
Coding region: 92-739 (215 amino acids)
Biological process (GO): response to metal ion
Molecular function (GO): copper ion binding
Source: RefSeq, a predicted model, not a curated record